UAACCGUGCCUGCCUCCUUCAGGCCCAAGUGUUAGUUAGACUGUGCCAAAUUCGCAUCCACUUAGGUUAUUUUCCAGGAGCGCAUCGGUUUGUAAAUAAAAAUACACCUCCCACCCCCUCCCAUACUGACUGUGAUUGGCUCCUCCCAUACCGGUUAAAUGCGCGCUCGGUGCUUCAAUGCAGUACAGUGGAAGGCAGUCAUGAUAGAGGAGCUGUAGAGUUGACAAACUUUAAAGCAGCAAGUAUUUCCAAGUCUUGUAAUCUGUUUAUUCCCGGAGCCACAGUUAUGAAGACCAUACUUGCUGCCUACUCCGGUGCUCUAAAAGGCACAGGCUAUAGCAUCCUCUCGUCCCUGCAGGACCUGCCCUCCCCUCCAUGGCCUGCCCUUCGAUCCAAGAUGGAGAAACAUCUUCAGGUCAUCGCAGUUCUUCAGUGGGUCAUCUCCUUCCUCGCCAUGGGCAUCAGCUGCACUGUGCUGUUACUCUACAUGUUCUGCACAGACCUCUGGGUGAUCGCUGCCAUGUACACUACCUGGCUAAUCUUCGACUGGAACACCCCCAAACAAGGUGGCAGGAGGUCCUCUUGGGUGAGGAACUGGACUGUGUGGACUUACUUCAGAGAUUACUUUCCCAUCAGGCUCAUCAAGACACAUAACCUGCUGCCCAGCCGAAACUACAUCUUUGGGUACCACCCCCAUGGGAUCUUCUCUUUCGGAGCCUUCUGUAACUUUGGGACUGAGGCCACUGGAUUCUCCAAGAAGUUCCCGGGCAUCAAGCCUUCUCUUGCCACCCUGGCUGGAAACUUCCGGAUGCCAAUCCUUAGAGACUAUCUCAUGUCUGGGGGUAUCUGCCCAGUGAACCGUAACUCCAUCGACUACCUCCUCUCUCAGAAUGGAACUGGCAACGCAGUGGUCAUCGUUGUCGGGGGAGCAGCAGAAUCUCUGGACUGUGCUCCAGGCAUGAAUUCUGUCACCCUGAAUAACCGCAAGGGAUUUGUGAGGCUGGCCCUCCAGCAAGGGUCCGACUUGGUGCCGGUCUACUCCUUUGGGGAGAACAAUGUGUACAAGCAGGUGAUCUUUGAGGAGGGAACCUGGUGUCGGCUAGCUCAGAAGCGGCUGCAGAAGAUUCUGGGCUUUGCUCCCUGUCUGUUCCAUGGCUGUGGCCUCUUCUCUGACUCCUGGGGAAUGGUGCCUUACAAUAAACCCAUCACCACCAUCGUGGGUGAACCGAUCACGGUACCAAAAGUUGAGGAGCCUACUCGGGAUAUGGUGGAACUGUACCAUGCCAUGUACAUCAAGUCCCUCAGGAGCCUCUUUGACAAGUAUAAGACCCGCUUCGGAUUGAAAGAGAGUGACAUCCUGCACAUCCAAUGAGAAAAGAGUGAGCGGGACCCCCUCGGAACCUCAGAACUGUGGCAGCUGUUUGUUCAGCCUCGACACCCCAUUCAUGUGCAUGGAUCUGAUUGAUUGUCUCUGGAAUUCAAUCGAUAUACAUAAAGUUGUGGGUGUGUAUAAACCCACCCGCGCUCUCAUCCUCAUCCAGUAUACAAGGCUCACGUCCCUACUCCACUCAGGGUGAAAAUGGCAGGUUUUAAUGUUUUAGGUUGCUUUACUAUUCCGCCUGACCUAGUCCUUGCCAAUAGCAAAGUUGACUAUCUUAAAUGUCUCCAAAUGGAGUCUCUCCAGCGUAUGCCACAUUUAUAGAUAUGUUCCAUGACAGAAGAGAUGAGGGAGUAUAGUUUGAUAAGAUACGAUCACUUGCUUUCAUGUGCAGUAGAACUCCCACUAGGUGGCACUAGAAGGCUAUAUACACACACAAGCACCAUGUUUGUUUCCCCCAUGUAUCCAUAUAGUUGUCCCAUAUAUUAGGCCCUAAAAAAAAGUUCAAUAUCAGAUGUUUUGAGGCCUUUAUUUAUUUUUUGCUAAAUGCACAAACAAUGCAAUUGUAAGGGUAUGGCCUCACUCAGAAGUUAAUAUAGUGUGAUAAUUGAGCCAAAGAGCUGAUGGGUGUCCCCUCCCAGCACACACAUACUUCAUUGAAACUGGAAGGAGAAGUAAUUCUAAUGGAUUUAGAUUGUGUACAUGUGUUUAUAUGAUGCCACUAAGUAUUGUAUUAUGUAAAUAAGGAAAAACCUGUCCUCCCUUGUCCAUAAAUUUAUAUAUUGAUGCACUUUUUGUAUUUGUUACAACCCUCUGAGGUAUUGCUCUAAAAUGUGCCUCAGGAAUUUUUCAAUGUCACAUUUUUAUUGACUGGGCUGCAGAGUGUUGUUUAGUGCCUUGAUGCCCCAUGUACUGUAGUUGUUGAUGAUUUUGAUGAUGUAAAAACAAUUCUUCCUCCACACAGAGGGCAGAUCAGUGAUGAAUGUCAUAAAAAUACACUUAUUGUGGGGUUCUACUCAAUUGAGUAAAAUGGUAAAUGUACAGUAUAAGGGUUUUUCUAUCACACAUUUGGAUUAGAGUUAAAAGUCAAACUCCCAUGGUAAUUUCCAAGAAGUGUUAGCGAAAUUACUGAGACUUGAUAUGCCAUCAUCCUGCCAAUUAUCUUAGGUGCAGAACUGUUUAUAUAUUAUGCAAGAUGAAAAGACUACAAUUAUUUUGCAAAUGUGGUGAAAUGUUGAGGUUGGUGAUGAGUGCUAAAUAGAAGUGUCAUUUGAAAUGCAAAUUCUUCUAGCUUCAACAUGAACUUCUUGUAAACAUCUCACUCUCUUAACUCGUGCAAUAAACAGCAGCCAAGGCCUUUUAUGUUGUGAAUGAAUAGCUUGAGCAAAAUCUGACUACUUAAAUUAAACUUUUUGUUUUUAGAAUAAAACUUAACAUGUCUUCGUAAA
Oncorhynchus kisutch (coho salmon) is the source of this 2826-nucleotide messenger RNA. RefSeq names its product diacylglycerol O-acyltransferase 2. Gene Ontology annotation, biological process: triglyceride biosynthetic process. Bases 287 to 1372 code for a protein of 361 amino acids. Lineage: Eukaryota; Metazoa; Chordata; Actinopteri; Salmoniformes; Salmonidae. The record is from RefSeq and is a predicted model, not a curated record. Gene Ontology annotation, molecular function: diacylglycerol O-acyltransferase activity. The transcript has 8 exons. Gene Ontology annotation, cellular component: endoplasmic reticulum membrane.